Arabis nemorensis is the source of this 1257-nucleotide messenger RNA. NCBI's taxonomy places the organism in Eukaryota, Viridiplantae, Streptophyta, Magnoliopsida, Brassicales, Brassicaceae. The record is from the annotation of a GenBank genome assembly.
AUGGACAAUGCCGCUGCUACUAAAACAUCAAUUCCCUCUUCGAAUCUAUCAGAACUCAUCUCUAGAUUCGCUAAAGUCUGUAAAUUUAGAUCCAUUGGUGUGUUUUCUGACCAGAAACCGAUUUGUGAAGUUGAAAUCUUUGAGGAUGAUAAAGCCAAGGAAACUGAAAUUGGCUUAAGUAAUUGCAAACCCUCGAGAAAGAUUCGAAAUUUUCGUUUGGAUGAUGAUGAUGAGAUUUCGAAGCUGUUCGACAUUGUUUCAACGCUUAAGCUCGCUUAUCUUGAUUUUCAACAAGCUCAUUUGCCUUAUGAUCCAGACAAGAUCAUAGAAGCAGACAAACUCGUCGUGUCUCAGCUCGAGGCCUUACGCAAAAUCAAGCGUCUCUACCUCAAAACGAAACUACUCAGUGCGAAAACCGAGCUUGUUGAUGAUGCAUCGUCUUGUUUGGAUCGAUUGAGAGAUGAAAUUGAAGUGAAUGAGAAGCAAUUGGAGAAACUCAAAGCACAAGUGGAAACAAAGGAGAAUGAGAUUCACUCUCUGAAGGAGAAACUAGACUGUUUGUUUGAUGAGAAUAGGAAACUCAAAGAGAGGAUUGUAAGUGUUUCUUCGUUUGAAUUCGCGUUUAGUGCUGCUUCUAAGUCGAUUCACGACUUUGCAAAGCCAUUAAUCACUCUGAUGAAAGCAACAGAUUGGAAUUUGGACAAAGCAGUGGAUUCAAUUGUUGGAAAAGUACGAUAUGCUAAACACUCAGAUAAGAAGUAUGCUUUUGAGUCAUACAUUGUCCGGAGAAUGUUUCAUGGCAUCAAGCUUAAUCCGUGUGAUGUGACCGAACUGAUGAGGUUUGAUGAUCCACUGGACGCGUUAACAGCGUAUCCAGAUUCCGCGUUUUCAAGAUUCUGCGGUCAGAAGUAUCUUCUAGUUGUUCAUCCGUCGAUGGAGGCUUCCUUCUUCGGGAAUUUGGAUAUGAGGGCUCUAGUUUUGCUCGGUAAGCAUCCAAGAACCAUGUUUUAUCGAAUCUUUGCGAGAAUGGCAAAGUGGGUAUGGAUUCUUGGAUCGUUUGCAGCAUCCUUAGAUCUCAAAGCUAACAUCUUUGUGGUCAGAAGAGGAACCAGAUUCUCUAGUGUCUACAUGGAAUCUGUAGUGGAUGAUGAAAAAGAAGAAAGACAAGGCGAUUUAAGCGUUGAGUUCAUCACAAUGCCUGGGUUUAAAAUUGGAGAUACAGUGGUUAAAUCUCAUGUUUAUCUUUCGAAAACAUAA